ACCGCGCGCCCACCCGGCUAGUGGCAGCCGGGAUCCUCAGCUUCCGCGGCAAUCUUUGUUAGAGCAAGUCCGAGGGUGCCCACCCCUUCUGGGGUCCGGGCGUGCACUCUCGGGGGCCGCCUGCACGGACAGACUUGUCCCGGGCAGCGCCCGUUUAAAGGGCCUGCGCUUGCCUCCCGCGGUGUCCUUCUGUAACGUGUGUGCCCACCUGUAAAGCGGUGUGACCCUCCCACCUGUAACGUGUGUGCCUACCUGUAAAGGUGGGACAUUCCCCUCACCUGUGAUACCCGAAGUAAAGCUGGGACUACUCUUUCAUUUGUGUUAUGUGUGCCCCGGCGGUGCCCAACUGUGUCACUUAUCUUGUGGUGUCCACCUUUAUCUUCAUUUGUCUCCGAAAACCCUUGUCUGCCAGGGCUUGUGCCCUCCUGCUUCUAGAAACCUCGGCUCUGCCCCAGAGCCACUGCCAGCGGGCUUUGUUCUGCACUCCCUGGAGGGCCAUCACUGUGUCCCUUGGGCCAGGUGCUGUCCCCUAGAGCCACCUGCACUUUCCCCACUGACCACCACCUUGCCUGCAAAGAGCCUCCCAUUGCUGCUGGCAUCCUCUAGAGAGCGAGUCCUCUGCCAUCCUUAGGACUCAGAGUCCUUGCAGGUCCUUUCUAGGUCCCUUGAGGUAUCCCUCCUUGCACCAGUGCAUCUUGUAGAGCCAUCUCCGUUCCAAGUCUUUCUCUACUUUUCCUGCUCCACAGGUGCUUCCACAUAUUUCAUCCUCGCCUACAUUUACAAUCCUUUUGACUCUAUCCCUUGCUUAGGGCACAAUAUCUUUCACCAAUACCACACCAUUGACUUUCCACCAUCCAUCCCCUACCUUUCUCCACUUUUCAGACAAAGUCCACUUUUCCAGAAAAGUUGUCCUGGCAAACCUUUCCCAAUGUAGAUCAUCUAUUUUUUGCCACGAAAAGACCACUGGUCAGAGGCUUGAUUGUAGUUUUAGCUCUGACAUGGGCUCCAACCAUUGCCCUUUCUAGGCUUUACUUGCAUCCAUAGGCAUGAGAUUAGAUGAGAUUUUCCAGUUUUGAGAACUUAAGAUUCUGUUUUGUACCACACACUCCCCUUUACCACACACAUUUACAACUUAUGGAUCCGCUACAACAGUGACUUGGUCUUUCAUUUUUUAUAGUCAUCAAUCAUUUUUCCAGCUAGUCUCUAAGUAACAUCUCAAGGAUAGAUUGUUUUUCUUUCUAAAUAUUACCUGUGUGCUUUCCUGCCUCCUCUGUCUAUACCCUUUUCCUAGGGGACAAAGCAAUAUUGUCUGCCUAAUUGUACAAAUUAGUGAAGAAAGCAGGGUGGGAAAUGGGCUGGGGUAGUUACCACUGUGCAUCUGCCUCCAGUCCUUGCCCCUCUGCAGGGAAUACCUGGUGCCCCCCCUUCCCCUGCUACCCCUUCGAUGCCCCCAGCCCGCUGGCUGAGAUCGGCAGGGGCCCUCCUGCUGCCAGCCCCCCGCUGGCUGCCUUGGGAGAGGCAACUGGGUCCCCCAUGGCAACCCUCUCAGGCAAAUGGGGGUCCAGCCCUGGGGGCUCAGCACAGUGCUCGCCACUGGUGCCAAUCUUGGAGAGAGGAACCUCGAAUGAAUGGAGAUCAUAAAUCAGUUUUUGCCCAGGAGAAGCAAGACUUUGUCCAGCAUUUCUCCCAGAUUGUAAAGAUCCUGACAGAAGAUGGCAUGGGGCAUCCUGAGGUGGGAGAUGCCAUAACCAGGCUCAAGGAGGUCCUAGAGUACAAUGCUCUGGGAGGAAAAUACAACCGAGGCUUGUCAGUGCUCAUGGUCUUCCGGGAACUGGUGGAACCCCAAAAACAGGAUGCUGACAGUCUACAAAGAGCACUAGCAGUGGGCUGGUGUGUGGAGUUGCUCCAGGCUUUCUUCUUAGUAACAGAUGACAUCAUGGAUUCUUCCCUUACCCGCCGGGGACAGCCAUGCUGGUAUAAGAAGCCUGGCAUCGGCUUGGAUGCCAUCAAUGAUGCCAUGAUGUUGGAAGCCUGUAUCUACCGCCUGCUGAAGCAUUACUGCCGUGGGCAGCCCUAUUACCUGAAUCUCAUUGAACUUUUCCUUCAGACCACUUACCAGACUGAGAUUGGUCAGACCCUGGAUCUUAUCACAGCCCCUCAGGACAAAGUGGAUCUUACCAGAUUCAGUGAGCAGAGAUAUAAGACCAUUGUCAAAUACAAGACAGCUUUCUACUCCUUCUAUUUACCAUUUGCUGCCGCUAUGUUCAUGGCAGGCAUAGAUGGGGAGAAAGAACACGCCAAUGCCAAGACCAUCCUUCUGGAGAUGGGGGAAUUUUUUCAAAUUCAGGAUGAUUACCUUGACCUUUUUGGUGACCCCAGUGUGACUGGCAAGAUUGGCACUGACAUCCAGGACAACAAAUGCAGCUGGCUGGUGGUGACAUGCCUUCAGUUGGCAUCCUCGGAGCAAAGAAAGAUGCUGGAGGAGUGUUAUGGACAGAAAGAUGCAGAGAAAGUUGCCAAAGUAAAGGAACUGUAUGAGAAACUUGAAUUGCCUGCUUUUUUCACCAAGUUUGAGGAAGAAAGUUACAGUAGAUUGAUGGGGCUCAUUGAAAAACAUUCAUCCCCUCUUCCCCCCUCUAUCUUUUUGGAAAUGGCGAAGAAGAUCUACAAACGGCAGAAAUGACCAAGGAUUUGGACAUAGGCUGGGAGGGGUUGGGAGGGCAGGGAACCAUGUGUGGAGUUGGGACAGCACGUACUCUUAAUAAAUUAAUGGCUUUUUGA
This is a messenger RNA of Antechinus flavipes (yellow-footed antechinus), 2781 nucleotides long. RefSeq names its product farnesyl diphosphate synthase (gene FDPS). Bases 1445 to 2683 code for a protein of 412 amino acids. The transcript is spliced from 10 exons. Gene Ontology annotation, molecular function: (2E,6E)-farnesyl diphosphate synthase activity; dimethylallyltranstransferase activity. NCBI's taxonomy places the organism in Eukaryota, Metazoa, Chordata, Mammalia, Dasyuromorphia, Dasyuridae. The record is from RefSeq and is a predicted model, not a curated record. Gene Ontology annotation, biological process: trans, trans-farnesyl diphosphate biosynthetic process. Gene Ontology annotation, cellular component: cytoplasm.